Messenger RNA from Mercenaria mercenaria, 494 nucleotides. RefSeq lists its product as uncharacterized. The transcript is spliced from 3 exons. The coding region runs from base 75 to 407 and encodes 110 amino acids. Lineage: Eukaryota; Metazoa; Mollusca; Bivalvia; Venerida; Veneridae. The record is from RefSeq and is a predicted model, not a curated record.
CUAUCUCUCGCACGCUGUGACCAGAUAAAAGGAGCCAAUUUUGUCCGAUAAGACAUUAUAAAAGUAAGGUCACAAUGAAUAACAUAUAUUUCAUUUGCUUCUUUGUAGGUCUUUUUGGAGUUUCAUAUGAAUCGUGUUUUUAUCAAAUUUUCCAAAGUGACUCUUGUACGGCGUCAAAUGGUGUAACCAUUCCUGUGGGUGCAGACUUGAGAAUUCCUGAAAAAUGUCUGGAUUGCUCAUGUUCGGCUGGUAGUCCUGGACAAGCUGCAAUGGGCUGUUGUGUAUAUGGAGUUCAUGCUGGAAUUAUGAUUCCUCCAAAAGGAUGUAAGAUAAUUACCGAGGCAGACGGAUGUACCCCGAAAAUUGUUGUAGAGGGUGACGAGUCAAAAUUGUGUGCACACAAAUAGCCAUAACAUGAACAUUGUUUAUAGCACAGGAAUUAUUUUUCAAGAGCAAGCGCUAUUAAAUCAAAAAUUUAUAAAGUGAAAACAAAA